AUGUCUAAUACUGCAACACUUAAGCUGGAAGCAAUUCCUGUCGAUAAAGAGGUUGAAAACCUGAUCAGAUCGUCUGACAAAUUAUCAGUCGGAUUCGGCCAGACUGAAAACGUGAAUUACGGGCCUGAUCCUAUUGGUCUGGAUAUUCUACCAGAGAGCACAAGACAAAGACUUGUCGAGUCCGGAAUUGAUAUUUCUAAGGGAUAUCCUUCUAGACCCGAUAAAUCACUUGUGCCAGUUUUCCUUGACGAGGCCACAGCAAUCCGCGACGACGACUACGAGUACAUUGAAAGAGGUAAGAAUGCGGAUCCCGAAAAGAAAGCCCUUUUUGGUGCAGCAAAGGAGGUCAUCAAUUUGACAAAACAUGUCGGAACAGAAAUCGUCGGGUUGCAACUGGAGGAUCUGAAUGACAAGCAAAAGGACGAAUUGGCACUUCUGGUUGCAGAAAGAGUUGUUGUCUUUUUUAGGGACCAGAAGCUGUCUCCACAGAAGCAGCUUGAACUAGGAGACUACUGGGGACGGGCAGAAAGACAUCCACAAACUUCACAAGUGAACGGAGUUCCCGGUGUCUCUGUUAUUUGGGUGGAUUAUUACCGGAAGUCGUAUGGAUUGAACUUGACGUUCAAAAACAAUGCUUUAGGAAACUGGGAUGCCACCAAGCACACGGUCAGAGGUCCACAAGUUUGGCACACUGAUCUAGUUCACGAAAAGCGGCCAUCCGGGAUUACCCAUUUACAUUUGGAUGCCAUUCCAAACGUUGGAGGCGACACUUCCUGGGCCUCUGGAUACGCUGCGUACGACAAGCUUUCGGAAUCUUUCAAAAAGUUUUUGGACGGAAAGAAAGCUGUGUAUGUUUCUGCUCACGGCUACCUGGACAGAAAAAACCCAUUUUCUGGCCCAAAGAGAAUUGAGAGGGUCCAUCCUUUGGUCAGAACCCAUCCUGCUACCGGUUGGAAAUUUUUGUACGUGAACAGAACGAUGACCAAGCGGAUACUUGGUGUUUCUUCCGUUGAAUCCGACUUGAUCUUAAACUAUUUGUUUGAGGUCUACGAGAAAAAUGCAGACAUCCAAGCUCGGUUCAAGUGGACUCCAUCCUCAAAGCCUGGGUAUGGAACAUCGGCUAUCUGGGAUAACAGAGUCUCUCAACACUCUGCUGCUUGGGAUCACGAGGGCAACGAAUCUCGUCAUGGUACGAGAGUGACAUCUCUGGCAGAAAUACCUUACUUUGAUCCGGAGUCAAAAUCUCAGCGCGAGGAUCUUGGACUAUCAUUAGAUGAGAGAGACUUUUUUUAG
This is a messenger RNA of Ogataea philodendri, 1293 nucleotides long. RefSeq lists its product as uncharacterized. The record is from RefSeq and is a predicted model, not a curated record. The coding region runs from base 1 to 1293 and encodes 430 amino acids. The transcript has a single exon. Gene Ontology annotation, cellular component: cytoplasm. Lineage: Eukaryota; Fungi; Ascomycota; Pichiomycetes; Pichiales; Pichiaceae. Gene Ontology annotation, molecular function: 2-oxoglutarate-dependent dioxygenase activity.